GCGCGCUGAUUGGUUCCGAGUGUUUCCUGUCCGCAGAUUUCCUUCCCUUUUUUUAGUCCGUUCUAGUUUCAUAUACCACUGCAACCAGGGCAUUCAUCCUCGUUUUCUAAUUUUAAUGACCGAGCACUAACGGUACCCUUCGAUUUGUGUUUCAGAUAUGGAGCCAUUGCUGGCAUGUACUAGUCCUUUACCUAUCACAUACUAUUUUAAUGUCAUCAUUAGUACAAGGCCAAUGUUUUGGCGGCACGGAGACUUACGAGAAGACGACGGGGGUGAAGUUCUUGUUCGGGGCGUCGCAGGGGAUCCUGACCCAGCCGGGCACUGGCAUCACCCGCGACUGCACCGCCAUCUGCAGGCAGACUCCCACCUGCGCAGGAUUCACCGUCGACUAUGAGGCGUCCAGAUGUCAGUCGUACAGCGCCGACUCCAGCGGACACCGGUCGAGCCUGCACGAUGCCCUGGGGAGCAACUACUUUGAGAAGAUUUGCCUGCGAGGAGUGUCGAACCUGAACGCCAUGUGCGGCGACCGGCUGUGGGCGUUCGAGCGCGUCGUCGGCGCCUUUCUGGACGGCUUCGACGACCGCGAGGAGCACAACGUGCAGACCAAGACGGAGUGCGAGAAGCUGUGCCUGUUCGAGACGGCCUUCACCUGCCGCUCGGCCGAGUUCGACGAGGCGCAGAACAUCUGCCGGCUCAGCAGGGAGGACCGCCGGAGUCAGCCGAGCGCCUUCCGCCGCCAGCCUGGCAGCGCCGUGGACUACCUGGAGAACCAGUGCGUGCGCUCGCUGCCGGACUGCCGGUACAACGUGCGCCCGGGCUUCUCCGUGGUCUCCAUGGACGAGCUGCAGUUCGCCGCCAGCCAGUCCGAGUGCGAGGCGCUGUGCGACCAGGCGCGCGGCUUCACCUGCCGCGCCUUCACCUACGCGGCCGACGAGAAGCGCUGCUACCUCAGCGGCGACGACUCCAUCUCGCUGAGCAACGCGCCGCUCGCCAUCAAGCGCGGCGCCGUGUACGCCGAGAAGCAGUGCAGCAUCAGCCAGUGCGACGACGGCCUGUUCACGUUCGAGAAGGUGACGGGCCACUUCCUGCGCUCGGCGCAGCAGGUCGGCCUGGCCAUGGCCUCCUCGCCCGGGGUGACCCUGGAGUGCGGGGCGCGCUGCCUCGAGGCGGGCUCCGACUGCCCGGCCUUCUCGCUCGACUACGCGGCCAUGAAGUGCUUCAAGCUGGACCGCAACACGCAGGGCCGCGGGUCGGAGCUGUCGCCGCGCGAGGGCCAGACGUACUUCGAGAAGAUCUGCCUGCGCGGCAACGUGCGCGGCUGCGUGGGCCGCGCCUGGGCCUUCGAGCGCCGCCCGGGCAAGGAGCUGCGCGGCCUGGACGACGUCAAGCUGCCGCUCGUGCAGACGAGGCGCGACUGCCUGGAGGCGUGCCUCGCCGAGCGCCGCUUCGACUGCCGCUCGGCCGAGUACGACUCGCAGACGGCCGAGUGCAGGCUCAGCUCCGAGGACCGGCGCACCCGGCCCUCCGAGUACGUGGACGCGCCGGCCAACGUCGAGUACCUCGAGAACCAGUGCCUGUCGCCCGACCCCCGCUGCACGUUCGAGUCGGUGGCCAACUCGUACCCGCGCUACCUGGACCUCGUGUUGCCGCUCGUGGCGGACGAGCGCGACUGCGAGCGCCGCUGCUACUCGUACACGGACUUCAUCUGCCGCUCGUACUCGUACUACCCCAGCGGCUCGCAGUGCUUCAUCAGCGGCGACGACAGAGCGUCGGCGGGCCCUGAGGCGCUCAUGAGCCGGCCGGGCACCAACUACCUGGAGCGUAACUGCCACCACACGGGGCCGGGAGGGCACCCGAUCCCCGGCGCCCACGGCGGGCCCGGGGGGAUCAUCGGCAACCUGCCGGGCUUCGGCCCCGCGCUGCCCGGUAGACCCCUGCCCGGCGAUCCCUCAGGUACAAUCUUCAGCAGAGCGGGUCAGCCAGAGCUCGUCGGCGUCGCCAAUGGCCGGUGCCCCGGAGGCGGGCGGCCCGAGUUCGAGAAGGUGGCGGGCUUCGAGCUGGCCGCGGGCCGCGCCUACAACCUGGAGCGCGACACGACGCCCGGCGUGGCCGUGCAGUGCGCGCAGCUGUGCCGCUCCGACCCGCGCUGCGGCGCCUUCAACCUGGACUACGCGCGCUCCGAGUGCACGGCCCUGGAGGGCGAGCCCAGCGCCACGCGCCAGCGCCUAGACCUGAGACCCGUGCCCGGCGUCGCCUACUUCGAGGCCAUCUGCCUGCGCGGCGGCGGCUGCGGCCUGGCGUGGACCUACGAGCGCCACAUCAACUUCGAGCUGCGCGGCUACGACCGCGUCAUGAUCCCGGGGCUGAGCAAGACCGAGUGCGAGGAGCGGUGCGCCGACGAGCGCACCUUCCUGUGCCGCUCCGCCACCUACAACUACCGGCGCCAGGAGUGCCGCAUGAGCACCGAGGACAGGCACACCCAGCCGCACGCCUUCCUCCCCUCGUCCGAGGCCGACUACUUGGAGAACCAGUGCGCCUCGCUCGCCGCCCCUCUGGAGCGGUGCGUGUACCGCAACCAGCAGCGCGACCGCCAGCUCGUGUACACCGACAAGGCCCUGUCCACGUUCAGCGACUCGAGCUGUCAGCACGCCUGCGACGUGGAGCGGGAGUUCCUGUGCCGCUCGUACACCUUCCUCAGCACGACGGGGCAGAGCUCGCACCAGUGCCUGCUGAGCGGCAGCCUGGGCUCGUCCAUGGACAGCACGGCGUACCAGGCGCAGAGCGGCGCUCUCUACGCGGAGCGGGAGUGCACCGGGCUGCCCCUCCUCAACCCCACGGCGCCGGGCAUGGGCUUCGGCCCCACGUUCGGCCCGACGUUCGGCCCCACCAUCGGCCCGACCCUCGGCCCGAGCCUGGGGCCCAGCUCGUCGCCCGUCCCGCCGACGGCGGGCGCCUUCUACCCGCGCCCGGGCGGCUACCCGUCCUUCCCGCUGCUCCCGGGACGACACGCUGGCGGCGCCGUGUCGGUGACGCCCUACCCGACGGGCGUGUACCCGGCGGGCUCGCCCGGGCCGUACGCGGGCGCGUACCCACCGGGCGCCUUCCCCUCGCCGUCGCCCUACCCGCCGCUCGCGCCGGCGCCGGACCGCAACUUCCAGGGCGCCUUCCCGACGGGCACCUCGACCGGCGGCGGCUUCGGCACGGGCUUCGGCACGGGCACGGGCUUCUCCACCGGGCCGGGCGGCGCCGCGGGGCCCGCCGGCAGCCCCAGCCCCUUCUCGCCCAAGCCGGGCGCGCCCGACCCCGUCCUCAACCCGUACCCGUGCAGGGGCACGCUGUCGUACGAGAAGGUGGCGGGCGCGACCUACACGCCCGCGCGCCGGGACGCCAUCCGGACGCGCGCCGACAUCGGCAUCUCGGGCGAGUGCCUGGUGGAGUGCGCGCAGCAGCGGGAGCGCUGCCUGGCCGUCAGCCUCGAGAACGUCCGCGGCGGCCGCCAGCGCUGCUACUCGCUCGACCGCUCGUCGGACGCCGAGGCCGCGCCGCUGGCCGCCGCGCCCGACCUCGCCUUCUUCCAGAAGAUCUGCCUGCAAGAACGCCCCUGCCCGAAGGCGUGGGUGUUCAACCGGGUGCCGAGCUACGAGCUGGUCGGCACCAACUCCAUCGAGGUGCGGAACAUCUUCAGCCGGCGGCAGUGCCAGGACGAGUGCCUGCGCGCCACGCGGGUCGUCUGCAGGUCGGCCACGUACUACGCGAGGGACCAGCUGUGCAAGCUGAGCCCCGAGACCCGGCGCACGCAGCCGCACACCUUCCGCAGGGCCACGCCCGACGUGGACUACAUGGAGAACGAGUGCGCGCCCCAGCCGCCCAACUGCGAGUACUCGGACUCCCCGGGACGCUUCCUGCCAUACACGGACCGCUACGUGGCGAGGACCUUCGACGUGAACGAGUGCAAGCGCCUCUGCGACCAGGAGCGCGAGUUCCAGUGCAGGUCCUUCAACUUCCACGCUGUCCGCAGGGACUGCUUCUUGUCCUCGGACGACACGUUCGCGGCGGACCGCGCGGCCCUCAUGCUGGACCGGGACUUCUACUACAGCGAGCGCGGGUCCUGCAGCAACGUGCGCGUGGACUGCACCCAGUCCGACAUGCUCAUCACGUUCCUGUUCGGGGCGCCGUUCGAGGGCCGGGUGUACGCCACGGGCAACCCGCAGGCGUGCUUCGAGAUGGGCAGCGGCCAGGCGCAGCUCGUCCUGCGCAUCCCCAUGGGCACGCAGUGCGGCACCGUGCAGCAGGGCCGCGGUCGGUACGUGAACCAUGUAGUGAUCCAGCAGAACCCGGUCAUCAUGCAGGAGACGGACAAGACGGUGCGCGUCGAGUGCUCGUUCGACGCCAGCGACCAGACCGUGUCGUACGCGCCUUCCGGGACGCGCGACCAGGAGGGCGGCGGCAUCUCCGUCACUGUUCCGUUCCGACCGUCCGGAGCCAACAUCGUGACGAACACGGCGCCCACGCCCAACGUGCGCAUGCGCAUCGUGACCCGCGCCGGCCAGGAGGCCGCCGUCGUCGGCCUCGGGGAGGAGCUGCAGCUCCGCGUCGAGAUCGACCCCACGAGCGCGUUCGGCAUCUUCGCGCGCAACCUGGAGGCGCGCACGGACAACGGCGAGCUACUCACCCUCAUCGACAACGUGGGCUGCCCCCGGGACCCCAUCAUCUUCCCGGCGCUCCAAGUGGAGCGUGGCAGUCGCGACUUGUUCGCGGACUUCAAGGCGUUCCGCUUCCCGUCCACGGCCACCGUCAACUUCGUGGCCACGGUCCAGUUCUGCCAAGACAUCUGCGAGCCGAUUCGCUGCUACAACGGGGUGCACUCGUUCGGCAAGCGGCGUCGGCGCUCGGCCAACGACUCCGCCGUCAUCGAGGACGUGUCCGAGGCCGUCGUCCAGGAGGGUCGACCGGCCCCUCUCGCCCUCGUCCAGCUGAACGAGAGCUCCACGACGUCCUCGCCCAUCCACUCCUCGUCGACGCCGAGCACCACGACGACCAGCUCGACCCUGGCGCCGCAGACCACCGCCAUGGCCUCCACGUCGGCGGCCUCCACAACGAAUGCGCCCGAGUCCGUCACAGUCGCGACCGCGCCCUCGGCCUCCAGUACCGCGCGCACGGCCUCCACGACGACCCCGUCGUCCGCCUCGUCGACGACAACACCAACAACCACGACGACAACGGCUAAGCCCGAGGCCGACCUGCCGGGAGAACUCCCCUUGCAGCUCAGGCUCGUCGUGGGCGAGGACUCGCUCCCCAAGCCCGCCACCCCCAAGAAGAACGCAAACCUUGGCCCUGGUUCCACGCCUAUCCUGGACGGGGGAAGGCCUGCGAGUGUUAUACAACAGGGAUCGGACGUGAGCGCGAGCCCGGUGGAGAGCGCUGACUGCACACCCCAAUCGUCUCUUGUGGCUGCCACAACUUCACUAAUGCUGUUGAACGCAGCCCUCUGUGUAGGGUUCGCCUUAUUUUAUCGCGUUCGAAAGAGGCAAUGGAGUAAAGCAAGCGAUCAUGGGGCUCAAUUUGCACCAGUCCAGGUUGGGGUACCAGAAGUCUUAUUUAGGAAUGUAUAUGACAGACUUCCUCCAAACCCAACAUUUUCUACCCUAAGCUCAAGCCAGCUGAGCAGCACCUGAAAAAGUAAUACCAAAAAGUCAAAUAGUUUGGUCCAAUUUUUAAACUAUUCGUGUUUGUGACUCUUUCUUUCAAACUUGAGUACCUGUGAAAAGAAAUGUCAUAAACGUCUAAAUACUUCAACCAGCCUCAAAGUAUGGCAAAAAGCUAUUGAAGAUGUGGUUUGUUGUCAAUAACUUCCCUUAGAAAAGUUUUGUAUUUUUCCAUUUGUAAA
Frankliniella occidentalis (western flower thrips) is the source of this 5887-nucleotide messenger RNA. RefSeq lists its product as uncharacterized. The record is from RefSeq and is a predicted model, not a curated record. The coding region runs from base 210 to 5675 and encodes 1821 amino acids. Lineage: Eukaryota; Metazoa; Arthropoda; Insecta; Thysanoptera; Thripidae. The transcript is spliced from 23 exons.